Schistocerca nitens (vagrant locust) is the source of this 2811-nucleotide messenger RNA. RefSeq lists its product as uncharacterized. The transcript is spliced from 9 exons. Gene Ontology annotation, cellular component: cytoplasm. The record is from RefSeq and is a predicted model, not a curated record. Lineage: Eukaryota; Metazoa; Arthropoda; Insecta; Orthoptera; Acrididae. Bases 77 to 1129 code for a protein of 350 amino acids. Gene Ontology annotation, biological process: signal transduction.
ACAAAUACCCGGCAGUGCCUCGCGCGCCGCCACACGACACGCACUGAACACCUAGAAGACGCCCGAGACGCCACCAAUGGCCGACUUCUUCGUCAAGAAAUACAUUGUGACGACAGAAAGAUCGGGAGAUCUUCAUGUAUAUGUUCAGGGUGAUCUCAACCAGCAGGCAAAGAAAGCAGUAUUUCUUACUGUGCACGACUUAGGAUGCAACCAUACAUCAUUCCAUGAUUUUGUCAACCAUCCCUGUAUGAGUGAGAUCAAGGAAAGAUCAGUUUUCAUACAUAUUGAUGUGCCAGGACAUGAAGACAAUGCGCCCAACCUACCAGAAGGGUUUCAGUUCCCAUCACUCCAGCAAUUGGGAGAGGAUCUUGUCACUGUACUUGACUUCUUACAUGUCAAAUAUGUCAUUGGUCUUGGAGAAGGUGCAGGUGCUAAUGUGCUUGCAAGAUUUGGGCUGGCCUACCCAGCAAGAGCAUUGGGACUCAUUCUGAUUAACUGCACAGGGAGUGCUGCAUCUGUGCUUGACAACUUCAAGAAUAAGUUUGUCAAUUGGAAGGGGGAUGCUGGAGUGAGUCAGUCUGCUGAAGAGUAUCUGAUAUUCCACAAAUUUGGACAUCAAUUGGUUAAUGAAACAAACCCAGACAAGGAAAAAGUUAUGCAAGAAUUUCAAGCUCGUCUGCGAGGGACCAUCAAUAACAAAAAUCUGAAGCUCUACGUAAAUGCAUUUUUGGGGCGCAAAGACCUACCUUUGAAAAACUGCCAAACAGAUGUUUUGCUUAUCACAGGCAUGUUAAGCUCUUAUGCUUCAGUUGUUGAGAAACUACACAGAGACCUUGACAAAGCAAAAGCCACACUUCUUAAAGUGGAAAGAGCUGGAGAUGUUCUACUGGAAGCUCCUCACAAAGUAGCACAGAGCAUCUUGCUGUUUUGCAAAGGUCAAGGAUUACUGACUUCUAUUACUCUGCCUGGGGUUGAAAGACAGCGAGCAUUUUCUGGAGGAUCAUUUGAUGGGGAAGGGCGUCCAAGGAGACUUUCAAGAGGAAUGAGCAUGGAGGAGUAUGACAAACCGAAUAUUCGGCGUCUGUCAAUUACCAUUAGCAAUGAUACAAUGCCGAACAAGCACAACUAAAUACUUCUCUGCAUGUAAGAUGCUGAAAGUAUUUAAACAUGCCCCAAACAGGCUGCCAUCAAGUUUAAAAUCGGAAGCAAUUUUUUUUGUAUCUGAAAAUGAAGUAAUAGAGGAUGGAAAAUAUAUUUCUACUGUGUUUUCAAAUCACAUCACACCAGUUAAAUUUCUUUAGUGAAAUCUGUGUUUUCAAUGUGUUGGUGGCAAGACAUUUCAAUGGGGAAAAUGCAUCACUUUGCCUUGAAUGUGUAGCUAUGACUGGUGCAAUGCUAUGUCAUUUGUUUCUUAAUUUCUGAGAGCAAGCACUGACAUAAAAAUAGAGGUACCUGGUGUGUAUUUAGGUAAACUAACUGUUUAUCUGUAUAAAUAGUAUUUUCAUAAGAUGUUUUUUUUUCUUUUUUAAACUGUAGCUGUAAGGAAGUUUUAGGAGACACAGAAAGACAUAUACAAGUAUAUAGAUAUACACAAUAAAGCUAGAUUUCAUAAUGCCACUUGGAACAGCAAACUGUAUUAUAUCAUUUACAACAUUUCUGCAUACCUGCUAUAACUUGAAACAUCCAUGUACUGAGACAAUCAGAUUGUUUGCUGAAAGCCAGGGUUAUUGGCAGAUUUUGUAAAAAACUGUGAUUCAGUUUUCAGCACUCAAAAAAGGCAUAUUAUUAAUGAUGUCACCAUUUGUUGCAGUGUUAAGCUACAAUAAAUUAAAAUGAUGGACCAGUUUUACUCUUGAUACACCAGGAUAGAUCCUUCCGCUUUAUGUUUGUUUGAUAAUGUAUCUGCUUAUAAAAAUGUGGGUAUUAUAUAUCAUAAUUGCUUUUAGUUGUACUGUAGAGUACAAAUCAAAAUAUAAGUAGAUUGGGUAACUUUUGUACAAGAAGUGUAAGCUAAGGCUGAAGGAAUACUAAAUACAUUCUAUCAGAUAUUAUUGCAACUGUGUUGGUCCUUUUUUGUAGAAAUUUGCUUAAAUGAGCUUGUUUCAGUGUUCAUUAAAUUAUUUCUUUUUCAUAAAUUUCUACUCAAACCAAUAUUCAUUCUACACUUUUGUUUCAUGUUCCACCUAAGGAUAAAACAAUUGUUUAAAUUAUGGUAAGGAAACUGAAUCCUGAAUUACCAAUUUUGUUUCUCAGUAACAAUGCAAAUGAGCACAGCGGUAUUCCACAAUCUGAAGUAAUGCAUAAGUGCCAUUAUUAAUAGGACUGAUCAUAAGUUUCAUGAUAUUACGUUUUAUAACAGUCUGUUAGAACUGGAUUACUUUCUUCUCUUGUAUUACUUUUGAGAAGCAGUAAAAGCUAAUGCAACCUUAUUGUAUCAUAAUUGAUUAUUGUAUUUUGUUGUACAUUUGUAGUUCACAGACUUCAAAAUGUGUGAAAAAAAGUUUCAUAGUACAAAUGUAACUCAAGCAAGUAUUUAUAUUGCCAAAUGUAACACAAUAUUAAUUAGACUGUGCCAAGAAACCUUGUUGAAAGACACCCAUGCAGCUGUGAACUGCAAGUGUCAUAGUAAAUUAAUCCGUUCUGUAUAUGUCAACGGCAAUAAAUAUAGAAAACAUUUUACAAGAUGUAAAACCUGUGUCAUAUAACAGGUAGAUAAUACUGAGGUCAAACUUUAGUGUGGUAUGUUUCUGUAAAUAGAGAUGCUUCAACAAUGAACCAAAGAAUAUGGAAAUAAAUUUUAUUGAAACAAAA